Prunus persica (peach) is the source of this 1218-nucleotide messenger RNA. Its product is annotated as cation/H(+) antiporter 15. Lineage: Eukaryota; Viridiplantae; Streptophyta; Magnoliopsida; Rosales; Rosaceae. The record is from RefSeq and is a predicted model, not a curated record. The transcript has a single exon. Gene Ontology annotation, biological process: regulation of pH. Gene Ontology annotation, cellular component: endomembrane system. Bases 1 to 1218 code for a protein of 405 amino acids.
AUGACGGCAGCGGUUGGACCCAUUUCGGCUUUGAUUUACAAGUCGAAUGUGCCAUCUAAGCAGCACACGCACAGAAGCAUAAGAAGCAUACAACCCAACUCAGAGUUUCGAAUCCUUACUUGCUUCCAUUCAACAAGCAAUGUUUCAAGCGUCAUCAAUCUGUUGGAGAUUUCCAAUCCCACCAAACAAUCCCCGAUGUUCAUCUUUGCGGUCCAUCUGAGGGAGCUCAGUGGCCAUGCUUCUGCCAUGCUCAUAGUCCACGACACAUGCAGCAAUAUUCGUAAGACAAGUAAAAUUACAACCAAAAAUCAAAAGCACUCUUCGCCUUCUGACCAAAUUGUCGCUUCUUUUGAAAAACUUGAGACCGAAAGUGAAGAAAGCAGCUUGUUCGUGGAGGCACUAACUGUUGUGUCCUCUUACGCCUCCAUGCAUGAGGACAUUUGCAAUCUUGCGGACGACAAGAGUGCAGACCUCAUAAUCAUUCCUUUCCACAAGCAAUCCACCAUUGACGGGGGAAUGGACAACGGAAACCCCUCUUUUAGAGGCAUUAACAAGAACCUUCUAGAGAACGCUUCUUGUUUAGUGGCCAUCUUCGUGGAUCGUGGACUCACCGAUUCAUCUAACAUUAAAAAUGAAGAUGGCCAUGGCUGCUGCCGCUGUGCCAUGCUCUUCAUUAGUGGGUCAGAUGACCGCGAGGCAUUGGCAUAUGCAUGGAGGAUGGCCAGCAAUCCUAACCCUAAACCUAAUAUCAGCUUAACUGUGGUUGUUUUCAUCGUCAGUAAAGAUGCGGCAGUUCAUUCAGAUCUCCCUCCCAACAAUCCUAAUAAUAAUGAUCACGAUCAUGAUGAGGACGAAAAGAAGAAUAUUUUAGAGGUGAUAGAGGAAAAUGAGAAGGAGAAACAACUAGAUGACCAAUAUAUAGAGAGCUUUGUGCUCAAUACUAGGAACCAACCUUCCAUAAAAUUAAUUCACGAGGUGUUGAACAAUGGAGAAGAAACUCUCAAAUUGAUAAGCGCCAUGGGAAAUGACUAUGAUCUUUAUAUCGUGGGAAGAGGGCAAACAGGUUCCUCACCACUCAUGUUCGGGCUAUCCGAGUGGGGUGACUGCCCGGAGCUCGGACCCUUGGGAGAUGCAUUGGCAUCGUCCAACAUUGUGGCCAGCGCCUCGAUUCUCAUAGUGCAUCAAGAUUGUGCUGUUAGCAAGUCCUUAUUUAGUUAG